This is a messenger RNA of Pistacia vera, 2394 nucleotides long. Its product is annotated as G-type lectin S-receptor-like serine/threonine-protein kinase LECRK3. The transcript has a single exon. The coding region runs from base 1 to 2394 and encodes 797 amino acids. The record is from RefSeq and is a predicted model, not a curated record. NCBI's taxonomy places the organism in Eukaryota, Viridiplantae, Streptophyta, Magnoliopsida, Sapindales, Anacardiaceae. Gene Ontology annotation, biological process: protein phosphorylation. Gene Ontology annotation, molecular function: ATP binding; protein serine/threonine kinase activity.
AUGGCUUCUUUAGCUCUUUCUAGUUUAAUCUUGCUUUCUCUUCUUCAAAUAUUACCUUGUUUGUCCGCGGCCAACAUAAGCCUGGGUUCAUCUCUGUCCACCACCAGUGACAACUCUUCAUGGCUGUCACCUUCAGGUGACUUUGCUUUUGGUUUUCGCCACCUUAACAAUUCAGACCUUUUCUUACUCGCCAUCUGGUUCAACAAAAUACCUGAGAAAACUAUUGUUUGGUACGCCGAUGGAGAUAACCCAGCUCCAAGAGGAUCAAAAGUUGAGCUUACGACAGACGGCCUUUCGCUGAAAGAUCCUAGAGGCCAAACAAUAUGGAGUGCAAGUCCUUCCACCAGAGUUGCGGAUGAAGCUGCCAUCCUUGACACAGGAAACUUCGUGCUAAUAGGUAAUGGCUCUAACUAUGUUUGGCAGAGUUUCGAGGAUCCCAGAGACACUAUCUUACCCACGCAAAGAUUGGAUUUGGGUAGUAUGCUGGUUUCUAAGGUGACAGAAACCAAUUUCUCCAAGGGCAGGUUUGAGCUCCAUUUGAUGAACGGAAGCCUAGUGCUCAAUCCUGUAGCGUGGCCGACUAGAUUCAAUUAUAAACCUUAUUAUAACAGUAAUACUUACAGUGUUAAUUCUUCGGAGUCUGGCCAUCAGCUGGUUUUUAAUGAAUCAGCCGACAUUUACAUUGUAAAAGCUAAUGGUGAAAUUGUUCAGUUGCCUUCAUGGACUAAAUUAGCAAAUCCUAGAGCUGAUUACUAUUUUCGAGCGACUUUGGACUUUGAUGGAGUUUUCACAGAAUAUGCUCGUCCAAAGAACCCUGAUGAUAACCAGGGUUGGUGGCCUCUGCGAGUUGUUCCUGAAAACAUGUGUUUAGCUAUGUUUCACGACAUUGGCAGGGGUGGUUGUGGCUUCAAUAGUUACUGCUCAAUUGAAAAUGGGAGAUUUAGUUGUGACUGCCCACCUGGCUAUAUAUUUGUUGAUCCAAAUAACAGAUUUAGCGACUGCAAGCCAACGUUUCGACAAGGGUGUGGAGGUGAUGAUGCAUCCAGAGAUCCAGAAGAACUAUAUGAAAUAAGGGAAUUCAAUAAUGUAGAUUGGCCACUGGGAGAUUAUGAGAGGUUGGAACCCUAUAAUCAAACAAUGUGUGAAAAAGAUUGCCUGCAUGAUUGCUCUUGUGCUGUUGCGAUAUUUGAUGGCGCAAGGUGUUGGAAGAAGAAAUUGCCACUAUCCAAUGGAAGAUCCAGUGCCACCGGAUUCUCAAAAGUUCUAUUCAAAGUCAGGAAAGGAAAUUCUCCAGAUUUUGCUGCCAAUUCUGGCGGUAAUAAAGGAAUAUCACCCUUAUUAGGAGCUCUCUUAUUGGGUGGUUCUGUAUUCUUCAACGUUCUUUUGCUAGUGGCUUUUUGUCUAAUUGUCUUUGUGUUGCCUAAGAGAAAAUAUGGAAAUGAUAAUUUCCAAGAUUCAAGCAAUUCUGAAUCAAAUUUGCGUUUCUUUACUUACAAUGAACUCAAUGAAGCUACAGAUUACUUCAAGGAAGAACUAGGCAGAGGUUCUUUCGGUACGGUGUACAAAGGUGUCCUCAGAACUGGUUCAAGAAAUGCAAUAGCAGUCAAGAAAUUGGACAAGUUGGCUCAAGAAAGGGAAAGGGAAUUCAAAACUGAAGUAAGUGCUAUUGGCAGAACCCAUCACAAAAAUUUAGUUCAGUUGCUUGGAUAUUGUGAUGAAGGUACUAAUCGGCUUUUAGUAUAUGAAUUCAUGAGCAAUGGAACUUUGGCUAAUUUCCUUUUUGCACUUCCAAGACCUGACUGGAAUCUAAGAGUCAGGAUUUCCCUGGAGAUUGCUAGAGGGCUUGUGUACUUGCAUGAAGAAUGCAGUGUUCUUGUCAUCCAUUGUGAUAUAAAACCUCAGAAUAUACUUCUAGACCAGUAUUUCACCGCAAAGAUUUCCGACUUCGGAUUAUCAAAAUUGUUGCUCUCAGAUCAGUCUCGAACUCGAACCAUGAUCCGAGGAACUCGAGGAUAUGUGGCCCCUGAAUGGUUCAAAAAUGUAGCUGUGUCUGCCAAAGUGGAUGUUUAUAGUUAUGGUGUUAUGCUGUUAGAGAUAAUUUGCUGCAGAAGAAGUGUGGUGAUGGAAAUAGAGGAAGAAAGAAGAGCAAUACUAACGGAUUGGGCUUAUGAUUGCUACGUUGAACGAAGGCUAGAUGUUCUGGUAAAUGAAGAUGAAAUGGCCAUGGCGGACAAAUGCAGGCUGCAAAAGUGGCUGAUGGUAGCAAUCUGGUGCAUACAAGAAGAUCCUUCUAAAAGGCCUACAAUGAAGACGGUGUUGAACAUGUUAGAAGGAUAUUUGGAAGUUCAUGAACCUCCAUGCCCCUCUUCCUUCAGCAUAGCCGUUGAGAGUUGA